UAAUUGGAGUUGGAACGCCUUCCAGGCCCUUUUGGCACCUACCUUCCACGGAACGGAUCCGGCCCAUACCGGUUUCGUUUCGAGUUCUUUCAUUCAUCUUUCUCCGACCGCGUUCCAUUCCAUUCCAUCAACAGAAACCUAGCUCCAGCAACAGCAAAUUACCACGAAAACAAAACUGGGACAAAUCCUCUGUUUUCUGCCAUCACUCCCAACCGCGGAAUCCACCGUCGUCUCCCGUUCCAAAACUCGACCACCUCAGUUGGCUUACCCACUCUGCAAGUACUUCCUAUUAUUCUUCCUCUUCUAUCGUUUGCUUAUACUCCCAUCACUCCCCCUCUUUAAGCACUGUGAUUUUUCUUUUUUCUACGGUUGGUAGAGUUUUUCCUCCCCCCGAAACUUUCCAAUUUCAAUACUUUACAGAGAACUUGGGGUCAUUGGUUGGCAGUUGUGGGCUUACACAUUUUGCUCAGCAUUCAAACUAGAGCCAGGAGUUAUUCUAUUUCACUCGCAAUUGCUUUCCUUGUAUCGACGCUUUAUGAAUCUUGUCUUACUGAGUUGCCCGAUUGCAGGGUUGGUGAGUUUUUCUGGCCCGGAUAGUCCACUACCAUGUCUGCCCAAUUGACCCCUCCCAAGAGGCCAAAUGAUCAGAAUGUUAAUGAAUCAAAUGGGAAAGGCAAGUUGCAGAAGACCCAGAAUUCCAAUGACCAAAAUUUGGGAUCUUCCCUUGGAAAUGUAUAUUUCAGAGUGGUGUGCUCGGCUUCCAAGGUCGACUGUCUAAUUGGGGAAGAUGGUGGGGCAAUAGCUCGAAUUAGCGAAGAAACGGGCUUGAACGUAAGAAUAGUUGAGGAUGCACCUGAAUGUGAUGAGAGGGUGGUUGUUGUUGAGAGUUCUCCUAAAGAGACAGAAGGAGGUGAAAGUGCACUGAGCAAGAAGGAAGAAGGUAAUAUGGAGGCUAAUGCAGCAGAAGAACAGAAAGAGGCCGUUAGUGUGGAUGACUCACAGUCUGUGAAUGGAGCUUCUGCUGUGAAGGCUUUACUGCUCAUCUUUGAAAGACUUGUUGAAGCGGAAACCAGUAAGGAUGGAGGAGAUGAGGGAAAGGGAAAGCUUCCUUCUUCAUUUGUUUUGAAGUUACUUGUGCUCUGCACUCAAGUUGGUUGCAUCUUGGGGAAGGGUGGCAGCAUGAUCAAGCUGAUGGCAAGUGAAAGUGGUGCACAGAUCAGGAUCCUUCCCCGGGAUAAACUUCCAACAUGUGCAUCGGCUCAAGAUGACGUGGUUCUGAUCACCGGAGAGAUUGAUGCUGUUAAGAGAGCUCUUCAUUCAGUUUCCAAGCAACUUUUGGGCAACACAGUUAAGGAUCACCAUCUGGAUUCUGCCACUUCAUUGGAUCAUUCUCAUCCAAGAGCAGAAGCUAAUCCACCUGCGCAUCGUUCUGUUAUUUCACGUGGAGCACUAUACCCUCCUGGACCUCCUGAACCUAUACUAACCUUCCGUAUACUAUGUCCUGAAGAGAAGGUAGGAGCUGUCAUUGGGAAAGGAGGAUAUAUAAUAAAGGGGCUCCAGCUAGAAACUGGUUGUGAGAUUAAAGUUAUGGAAUCUGUCCCUGACUGUGCAGACCGUUUGAUAAUUGUCUCUGGUUUAGUGGAUCCAAAUGGGAGGAUAUCAGCUGUACGAGAUGCUGUUCUUCGUGUACAUGCACGAAUAUUUAGGGGUGCACCUGAUAACCAAGAAACCAAGACUGUCGUAACCAGGCUUCUUGUUUCCUUAAAUCAAAUUGGUUGUCUACUUGCUAAAGGUGGUUCAAUCAUGGCUGAAAUGAGGAAGUCAACAGGGGCUUAUAUUCGUGUUCUACCAAAGGAUCAGAUUCCUAAAUGUGCUUCAGAAGGUGAAGAUGUUUUACAGAUAAAUGGGGUGUGUGAAACUGUACUGGAAGCACUUAUGCAGAUAACAACAAGAUUGCAGCAGCAUUUCUUCCUAGAUGAAUUUCCUUCUAAUGGCCACCCUUCUUCAAAUCCUGCAUUUUUUGAUCAUCCUCCUCCACCAUUUCCCCAAUAUCCAGGGAGGAGUGAACUCUCACCUCCAUUUCAUCUAUUCAAUGAUGGCAUAGGUGGCACCCCACCUCAACGUCUCGGUUUCCCUCCAACUGACAAUCAAUCUCCUUUCAUGCACAAUAUUCACAGACCUGGGAUGCUGCCACAUAUAUCUGAACGCAACCCAUGGGGUCCUCAGGGGCUCCCUGAAGGUGUUGCGCCAGUCGGCUUCCCAGACUUUCCUGUACCACCUCACAGAAGAUUGCCGGGUUUUGGAGGGAGCCAUGCCGCUAUAAUUACAAAUACUAAGCUCGAGGUUGUUGUUCCACGUUCCAUUGUCCCGAUAAUCUAUGGAGAGGAUGGAGCAUGCUUGAUGCAAAUCCGACAGAUUUCUGAAGCAAAAAUUACCAUCACUGACCCAAAGCCUGGAGCAAGAGAGACCAUUAUUAUCAUAUCUGGGACACCCGAACAGACGAAUGCUGCUCAAAGUCUUAUCCAAGCUUUUGUGAUGAGUGAACACGAGUCUGCUUGAGCACUCCAUUUCAACUUCCGUCAAUAGAAAAAGUGAGUAUGCCGCUAGAUGCUUUGCCGGUUCACUUAACAUUUUAGAGGAAUAGAGGGCACUGAGUGAGUAACAGAGGAAGAUGGCAUUAUGACUCUUAGAUUUAGGGAAUCCAGGUGUAGAAUUGCUGACUCUUUUUAGGGCUAGUGUUGCUACCUUCUGACUGAAGUAAUGCCUACCGAACUUAGCUUAGGUAAUGUGUGCCGUAGUUUCUAGGAUGUGUGUAUAGUGUUGUACUACUGCACACUUAGUACAAACUUGUGAGCUCAAGUUUCUCCCUUGAUAUUGUAAUUACAAUGAACCGUCAUUUCUCACAUAGCAAGGAAACAAUAGUCUUCUCAUUUCCCGUAAUACUUCUGUGAACAUAUGGUGUUAAUGGAGUAGGUUUAUCUUUGUAUUAAGUAGAAGCUCUGACAGAAAAAAGGGUACAAAGCGAU
This is a messenger RNA of Linum trigynum, 3026 nucleotides long. NCBI's taxonomy places the organism in Eukaryota, Viridiplantae, Streptophyta, Magnoliopsida, Malpighiales, Linaceae. The record is from the annotation of a GenBank genome assembly.